UCACGAGGGCGUCCCCCUUACCUGGAAGAGACUUUUGAUUGGUGAUGGCGCGCGCUGCACCUGUGCCUGCUGUUCGCGAGACACAGCAGUGACAUUAGCACCCAGCUGGAGCACGAGGCAGAAUCAGAGCGGGGAUUUAAAUGACAGCUUCAGUUUAAAAGCACGAUCCGAGUGGCCAACAGAAGGACUCUUCCUCCUGUCAUCUUUGGAUCUGACAGAUCAGAUGGAGGGGGUCCUGAUUAUAAGAUCUGCCUCCGAACCAAACUGUCUCUCUCAACACGCUUCAUCGUCCUUUUUACCCAAUGCUCAAGAAGAUUCAGACCUCCAAUCAUCUCCUUCAAUCAUGUGUGUGCCCUCUAUACCUCCUGCUCCUCCUCCACCACCCCCACCACCACCACCACCACCACCUCCUCCUCCUCCUCCUCUUCUUCCUCCACCUCCUGGUCCUUUUGGCUCUCGUAAUGUUGAGCGUCGUUCCAUGAAGAAGCUGAACUGGGACACCAUCCCAAGUCAGCGUGUGUUGGGUAAACGUAACGUCUGGACAACGAAUGCGACGCAGAGGGACCUGGUGCUGGAUAUCCAGAGCAUGGAGGAGCUGUUCAGUCAUGUUGACAAACGGGCCUCGAUACGCAAGUCAAGGGUCAUGGGUUUGAAGAACAGUGAUGGCUUGGACCUCUUUCCACAGGAGCCUCAGGUCACAAUCCUUGACUCUAAGAAGAGUAUGAACAUUGGGAUCUUCUUGAGACAAUUCAAGAGGCCAGUGGCAGACAUGGUGCAGGACAUUCGACAAGGGAACUGGCUCAGAUUUGGAACAGGAAAACUGAAGGAGUUUUGUAAACUGCUGCCAGAAGACAGCGAGGUGAAGCAGCUUCUGUCAUUCAGUGGGAACCUCUCUGUGUUACCUGAGGCGGACCAGUUCAUGGUGCAGCUGGUUAAAGUUCCAGGCUAUGAGGAACGCCUGAAAGCGAUGGUGCUGAGGGAGGAAUUCUUCCCUCUCAUGGAGGAGGUGAAAAACUCAGUUGUUGUCAUGACAAAGGGAGCGAAUGAGCUGUUGGACUGUGAUGACCUCCACUCAGUCAUUCGGCUGGUAUUAAAAGCUGGGAAUUACAUGAACGCUGGUGGGUACAGCGCCAAUGCUAUUGGCUUCAGGAUGACAUCUCUGCUCAAGCUGGCAGACACCAAGGCCAACAAGCCGGGGAUGAACCUCAUGCACUACGUUGCCAAGCAAGCAGAGGACAUUGACGCAGAGUUGCUGACUUUUCCAAGCCAGCUUGAACAUGUCAGCAUGGCAUCAAGAAUUUGCAAAGAGGAUGUAAUCUCAGAUUUUGAGAGAGAAGUCAAGAAGAUCAAAGAAGUGAAAUUGUACAGCAGCAGACAUCCUGGUCUCUUACAGCAAAUGGAGACAUUUUUUCUGAGGGUUGAUGCCAAGCUGUCGGAUGUGGAGUUCUGUCUCCAGGAGCUCAAAACUGUGAAUGACCAUGUUGCGGAGUAUUACUGUGAGGACCCUGCUGCCUUCAAACUGGAUGAGUGCUGCUCCAUCUUUCAUUCUUUUUGCAAGCGGUUUGAAGCAGCUGUACGGGAGAACCAAGAGCGCGAGGCAGCAGAGGAGAGGCGCAAGCGGCGGGAGAGCAUACGUUUGUCAACCAAACGGCGCUCCACCGUGUCCUGUCCCAGACGUGAGCCUCAUCAGGAUGACGCCAGCCUGGAGUCGGUCUUACACAACUUCCUCUCAACUGUUCCAGAGGGUCUAUCCAGAUGCAAGAAGAACACGCUACCUACAAUCAAAGGGUCCCCUUCUGUGUGUACUUUAAAAAAGGUUCCCUCAGCAGGAAAAAUUGAUGCUUCUCCUCGUACCCGACAAGAUUGGCCCGAGAAGAAACAAGCUAAGCUUCAGAAAGAGGGGGAGGAGCCACUUCUGGAAAACAAGGAUGAAGCUGAGAAGAUGCGUGAGACGACUCGGAAGGUGCUUCAGUACCAAAACACCCGUGAUGGGGACAAAGUUGAUGGCACUCCUCAACAGCCAGGGAGGACCAAAGACAAACAAGUGUCCCCCAGAACCCCUCAGUCCAGAACCAGAGACUACUUCUUUGCCAACAACUCAAACUCCCCGUGGACUAUCCUGAGCCCUUUGACCUGCCCCCAAGGAAGCCCAAUCCUACGAAAUAGAAGAGCACAUCAUUGCAGUCGACCCUUGUCAUCAGCGGGAGAGGACCUGGACGAUGGAGUCUGGGAGCAUUUUCCCUCCAACCAGAGCACUCAAACAUCUCCGUCUUGUGGUUCCUCGUCUCUUCCUGAGUGCCCCAGUAAGAGAGCUGCAUCCCGGGGUCCGAUCAACAGAUCAGUUUCUGUAGAUGAAGCCAGGCGAUCUCCAGCGACCCUGUCCCGACUGGGAGAACUGUUCCACAGAAGCAUUUCUCAGAGGUCGCACUCCUCUGGAUCGAGGACAGAAUUAGUGAAAGAAGCAGCAGAAAGGGACGGUCUGCUGCUCGGCAGUAAGCUGGAGAAUCAUGUGGAGGGGCAGGUUAGCACUUCAGGAGGGUUCAAGUCCUUUUUUAGACGCAUCGGAGGCAGAAAUAAGCCGGGAGACGUGGACGAAAAGCACUUCAAAGGAUGUUAUACUUGAUUACGAUUUUUUACCUAGAGACAGAGAGCAAGCUUUUUUUCCUCUAAACUAUUUUGUCCGUCUUUUUUACUUUACACUUUUACCUUUCAGUGGAACCAAAGCAAAUGGGAACUUGCUUUGGGUCUUGUGUGGGUCUUGAUUUUGAACCAAAAUCAUAAUAUUUUUCUUCAUUUUUUUGUCUUUUGUCUGUGUACAAUAAAGGGUAAUUACCUUUUU
Molecule: messenger RNA, 2839 nt
Organism: Notolabrus celidotus (New Zealand spotty)
Lineage: Eukaryota; Metazoa; Chordata; Actinopteri; Labriformes; Labridae
Gene: fhdc3
Product: FH2 domain containing 3
Exons: 12
Coding region: 224-2623 (799 amino acids)
Source: RefSeq, a predicted model, not a curated record